UUUUACGCACUUUACUACACAGCGAGACCAUAUCAAGACUAUAAAAUUUCUUAUUCACAAGUCAGAAACUCGACGUGACAGCGCGUUUGCACAUUUCACGUCUCUUGUGAAAAACGCGGGAAAAAUAUUCGACAUCUACAGAUUACAGACGUAUUUGCAAAUUUUAUAGUGUUUUUUAUAUAUUUCUCUACUGUGUGGAGGUCAAGGUGCAGUUUAAUAUUAGAUGUUGGGCAUAGUGCCAGUAUGUUAGUAAACAGUGUGUUAUAAAAAUAAUUACAUUCGUAUACCAGUGAUAUUAAAUUGUAAUAAAUAAAAAAAACUAGGUCAAAGUCAAUAUUAUUUACGUUUUUGUGAGGGUUUAUGACUGUACAAUUUAAAGUGAACUAUAGUAAGAAAAACAAAGAAGUGAAAUCGUACCUCUGUGUUUCUUAUCUUUUGGGUAAAUUUAUUUAGAAUAGUCAUGAAGUUAGUAGAAUGAGUGUCGAUAUGAAAUCAUCGGCACAAGAAGGAUCAAGUCAAAUUCAGGACGUCCCUGACAGGAAUGAAAGAUCAAGGGCCCCAAAACAAACCCUAGAGUCAAGACUAUGGGAUUUAUUGCAGCCCCUGGCUAGGCUAUGGGGCAUCAUUACAGCCGUAGUGAUGAGCGGUGCUGGGGCAGAGCUUACGGUACUGGAGUAUGAUGUAGCACCGGCUUUGAUAGGCGGGGCGGCGUUAGUAUUAAUUAUGGAGACUAUGUGGGUGAUUGCUCUCUUUGUGGACCUGCUGGCUCGUCGUGGGGAGUACACACUUGGUUUGAGGUGCUGGGACUUCUUCAGAUGGUGCUGUGGUAGGGCGCGAGCGCCAUUCUAUGCUUGCGUUGCUACUGCUCUGCUCUUUGCCAAUCUCACACUACUUGCUACAGUAUCGGGUGGAAUGUUAUUAGUACUAGCCGCCCUACGAGCGGCAGUACCCUUCUCGCCUUACGCUCGACAAGGGCCCCAUUCACCAAGGGCGGGCAGUUCCUUGCUGAGCCAACAUGAGAAUCUACCAGACGUCUACUAUAACGCAGCUAAUAGUAAUGGUGAAAGAUGCGAAGAAAUGACAGUUUUAAAUGUACAAUCUCCGAAGAAAUCACGUUCUGUUUCACCGAAACCGAAGCUUUUGGAAAUAUAAAACAUAUUUUAAAUUGUCUCUUGAAUGUAUUACUAUUAUCAAAAAGAUUUACUAUGUUUAAAUAUGUUUGGUUAUAUCAAAGAAGUACUGGUUACAUGUUAACAAAAUGGUAACCAUGGUAACCGAAAUCGUACUCUUUUUAUAAGGUUAUCAUUCAUUUUUAAUAUUGUUGUACGACUAAAAAUAGGUAGUCUUUGUACAGUGUAUUGUGCGUUUGAUUUAUUGAUCCAGCCCCAGAUAUGAGGAAUUUGACCAGUUCAAUGCAAACACUAUAUAAAUAUAAUAAUAGGUAGCUUAGACCGACCUCAAUUACAAUUAAAGUUAUACAUAUUCAGAACUUUACCGCAAGAUCUAGAACUACUUCGUGUACUUAUUUAAUUAACCAGAUACUUAAAAAUACUUAUUAAUUAAAUAUCGAAUAAGAAACUGUGAUAGUUUGUGUAAGUGUUCGUGUGAUUUGUUAAUAAAUAGUAAUUG
This is a messenger RNA of Pieris brassicae (large cabbage white), 1629 nucleotides long. RefSeq lists its product as uncharacterized. The record is from RefSeq and is a predicted model, not a curated record. The coding region runs from base 475 to 1152 and encodes 225 amino acids. NCBI's taxonomy places the organism in Eukaryota, Metazoa, Arthropoda, Insecta, Lepidoptera, Pieridae. The transcript is spliced from 5 exons.